AUGGCUACUAAGUUCUUGGCACCUGCCUCCUCUUCUUUAGCCUCAAACAACGUUGUCAGGGCAAAUAGUUUCGUGUUUCUCCCUUCUGCCAGCGAUGUUAGAAGGCCGGCAUAUGUGAGAGUUCAGGCAACCUGGAACAACAAAGAUACAGCAGUCGAUGUGCAGCAUGGCGGCAGCACCAACCAACGCGUCGCUGUGCAAUCCCGGCCCCGGAGGUUGGCUAUGGACAUCUCUCCUUUCAGAUGGUUGGAGCCUCUGUCUUCAACGAGGACAAUGCGCCAAAUGUUGAACAUGAUGGAUCGGCUCUUCCAGGACAUGGCAUCAUUCCCUGGUCAGAGCCGGGCCAUGGGGGAAGCAUACUCGCCAUGGGAUAUCAAAGAUGAAGAAAAUGAAAUCAGAAUGCGCUUUGACGUGCCAGGACUCUCCAAAGAAGAUGUCAAAGUCUCUGUGGAGGACAACAUACUCGUCAUCAAAGGCCAGCACAAGAAGGAAGAAGAGAAAGAUGAGGGGUGGUCAAGCAGGGGGUACAGUUCCUAUGACACCAGGCUGCGUCUUCCUGAUAAUUGUGAGAAGGAUAAAGUGAAGGCAGAAUUGAAGAAUGGGGUUCUCUACAUUUCCAUUCCUAAGACCAAAGUAGAGAAGAAAAUGAUUGAUGUGGAGAUUAAUUGA
This is a messenger RNA of Fraxinus pennsylvanica, 669 nucleotides long. The record is from the annotation of a GenBank genome assembly. Lineage: Eukaryota; Viridiplantae; Streptophyta; Magnoliopsida; Lamiales; Oleaceae.